Molecule: messenger RNA, 3594 nt
Organism: Saxophila tyrrhenica
Lineage: Eukaryota; Fungi; Ascomycota; Dothideomycetes; Mycosphaerellales; Extremaceae
Exons: 2
Coding region: 1-3594 (1197 amino acids)
Source: RefSeq, a predicted model, not a curated record
AUGGCACGAACCAACAAGCAAGCAAGCACACAGUCAGGCCCUCUCCGCCGCGGACGCAGCGCCAACACCAACUCGACCCUCGAGCGUAGGCUCAGCGACCCGGAAGACAUUUUGCGCCAAGCCAAACGUGAGGCUCGCGCUGCCACUGCGAAACCCAAGGGCAAAGCCGCAGGACGUGGUAGGAGGAAGGCCUCUCGUAGUACUCAGGCCAAGGCUUCCACAGCUUCAUCGCCGAGCAAGGAACCGACCCGUCAAGGCUCACAAGGAAGUGCUACGAAUGCGCAGUCACCGACGAGCGCAGUCAGCCAGCAAGCCACUGCUGAACCUCGGACGACUGAACAGUCCCCAAGUCGUCAGACGAGUCCUCAGCAAUCUCCUACUACGCCUGGGCCUCCUCAGCGAACGAGACGCCAAAGCAGUCUUCAGCAGUCGCCAAGAACGCCGGCAGCGAGCCAGCAGUCUCAUUCUCCUACAAGCUCGCAGCAGUCGCCCGGCUUGAUUCGACCACGACAGGAAUCUUUGGCAUUGCCCCUGGUUCCGCAAACAACGCCGCAAUCGUCGCCUACCACCACUGGACCUGUGGCACAGACCCCACCACAGCAAUCACCGAGUAGUCAGGCAAGCCCAUCGCUCAGCCCGCCCGGGGCGCCUCGGAAACCUUCUGGACAGCGGCCGAAUCCGCAACCACCACUACAGUCGCCAACUCCUGGGGCAAACCGCUGGCCUGGUCUCUCAUUUGCGCCUUCUCUGCAGAGGCAAGCGGCUCGAACACCACCGCAGCAAUCAACGAGUAGUCAGGCAAGCCGGUCGCUUAGUCCCCCUAGAGCACCCCGGAAACCUUACCAAUGGCCAAACGCGCAACCUUCACCACAGUCGCCAACUCCUGGAGCAAACCUUUCGUCUUCUCCCUCAUCGGAGCCGCAAGAGUCUGGUCAGCAGGGUCCGAUGGAGCAGACACCACCACAAUCGUCGGAUGGUCAAGCGAGCCGAUCGCUUAGCCCUCCUAGGGCGCCGCGGAAGGGUCAACAGGGCCGGCUGAAUCUGCAGUAUGAUACGUCUGAAGCCUCUCAAGACUCACCAACCAGAGGCAGAGGAAUUGCACAGCCAGGGCACCAAGACGUGGGCUCUAGUGAGUCAGCCAGCGACUCGAAAAGCAGUUCUGCAAGCGCCGGGAAGCGUGAAAGAGACGCCAGUGACGAGGAUUCAGCGUUUGAGAAACGGCAGAAGAAGGAGCCUGCGAGUGAGCCCGACAAGACAGCAGAACCAAGCACAGGAGACCAGAUAGGUCUAGGGAUCAGCACUUCUGAGUCUUCCUGCGAACAACUAGAGAGACGCUUGAAGACUUACCGCCAGAACCCUCCUUCACAACAACAGGGAUACCAGGAUCCGGUGGGAGCAUAUGGUGAAUCCAUGAUUGAUGAAGAUGUAUUCCGAUGCAUCGCAGCUGUCUCCGAGGCCACUGGAUGCUUCGCCAGCAUGAGCGACCUCACGAUGCGUGUACCACCCACAGAUGAAGUUCCGGCCAAUCUGUUCAUCGCAAGGCCGACUCGUAAGGCGCUGGUCUCAUGGACAACCCAGGAGCGAUCAGGGGGGCGAUUUCCUGCUCCAAGCCACACUCAUGUCGAGCUUCUCCACAGAGACUCUGCGAAUACCCACAGCCAUCGUGGCAAUGGAUUACAACCCAGCCGACACGCGAGCGAGGUUCGAAGACGACUGGUUAACGCCGGCUGGGUGGGUGGCGAUAUCCAUCCCACCGAGAGGGAAGACACCACCGUAGCCCGGCAAUCGCGGAGCUGGACAUGUUGUGUCCACACCAUCUACAACGCAUGGGCGUACGUGCUGGAUCUUGAACUGUCUCCACGGCCAGUUGAACCCAGCAGAUACAUGGACUUCAUUAUGCGCGGGCAAGAGCUCCUACGACUAUCAGUGCAAGGCCUCGUCGACUCUCAACUCAUCUGGGCGUUCUUCGAUUGCUACGGAUUCAUUCAGCCGAACCAAACGAUCCCUGCCGACCGACGAUUUGACGACUCUGUCCCCUUUCUCAACGAAGAAGCUGUGAGAGCUCAUGCGAACAGAAUCCGUCUGCGGGACCAGAUCAGGGAUAUGAGACGAGACGGCGAGCUCCCUCCAGGCUUUCCGGAUUUCGAGACGGCCCUCUCGCUUCCCGACUCCCUCGAAGGUCAGAUUAUGCCACUCAGUGCGUUGACCGUCGAGCAUCUUCUGGCGAGGCACGCGCUUCAAGAGUCCUUGGGCGCGAGUAGUCAGCGAGAGACCUCUUUCCCACCUGAUGACAUGCAGAAGGCGAUUCGGAACAGUCUGGCGGACGCUACGACGCAGCAAACCAACACGGAUGCAACACAAGGCGAGCGAGAGUCGACUGUAGAUUCUACCGAGGCGCUCAAUCAAGCCAUUGCUUUGAGCAUGGAGCAAGAGUCCACUAUGCAGCGAGAAGUAUCUGACGACACUGCAGACCAGGCCACCACCGAACCGACCUCAACCUCAGGACUGCCAGACACAGCACCAUGCAACAACAGUCAAGGCUCAGCAUCCGAGCAGGUUCGCUCACCUCCAGCACCGGUAGCUUCAAGCCCACCACGCCCUAGUACGUCCGGCUCUCUAGGCUCAGUACCCAGAGUGGCAUCCAAAAUACCUUCCCUCACCGACUCAGAGCCGGGCUUUCUUGAUGGAACUCCCCAGGUCUUACCCACGACUGAAAGGAACGGACGCCGAGCACAAGCUCAAGUGCACAUCGAUGAGGCUCUCCGCUCUGCUGAUGCUGCCAGCCCGCCACCGGCUACACAAGCAAAUACCCAGCAAUCUUCCCCGCCGCCAAUUGCGUCGUCUAGUUUCGCAGCCGCCAACGCCGACCAGAGCCCCAUUUCCCCCCAACCACCAGCCCAACUCCUUACCAACGCCGUCGAAACAUCAAACACCGACGAUGAAGACGACUGGACCCCCGACACCGACCGCGAGCUCUUCGGCUACCCGGAAGAACUCGCCGCCAUCGGCCCACAGAUCAGCAACGACAGCCUCCCCGACUACGAAGACGACGAGGGCUUCGAUGACCUGGAGGAGCGCGUAGAUGUGCAGGAAGGUGAGCCUUUGACUCCUAUUUCCCCUCCGUCGACGCUUGCUUUGCCGCCGUGUCCGGCAGGUUCGUUUGUGGGUUUGAGUGGAAGCUUACGAGGGCAGCAGGACUUUGGUGAUGUGGAUGGGGACGCUGAUGAUGAGGAUGAGGGUGUGGGUGGCAUGGAUGAUGACGGUGAAGAAGGGUUGGAUGGUGUCGCCCCACUGGAUGACAUGACCGAGAAUGACGAGCAAAGAAGAAUGUUUGCUCCACAGCCUUUUGACGAAGAUUUGGAGCAGGAGAUCGAAUUCGAUGACGAAGCACAAGAGACCGUCGAGGUUCCGCCCAUCGCAUCCGCCGCCCUGACUCUAGAGGUGAUAGUCCAGCGGGAUGAGGAAAGAAGGGAGGCUGAGGGAUCUCUCGAGGGACACCUGGAGCAGGAGAUUGAUUUCGACGAGGAAGAAGACUGGCAGUUAGCAAAUGAAGGCGGAGGGGCCAAGGAGUACCGCGAUUACAGUGAUUUCUAA